Molecule: messenger RNA, 619 nt
Organism: Gavia stellata (red-throated loon)
Lineage: Eukaryota; Metazoa; Chordata; Aves; Gaviiformes; Gaviidae
Gene: C8H2orf76
Product: chromosome 8 C2orf76 homolog
Exons: 6
Coding region: 123-503 (126 amino acids)
Source: RefSeq, a predicted model, not a curated record
UACCGUGAAAAUGGAAUUAGAGCUCUGUGAAUUAUUAACCAAGGGGAUGUAAAAACAAGUUGCGUUGUGAUGUGGAAGGUCUGUGUCCCCAUUCUGCAGAAGGUUAUUCAGAAUUAAUUCUCAUGUCAGCAGAACACUCAACCAUCACAGUCCGUCUUGUUCGCUCUUUUGAACACCGGAACUUCAGACCUGUGGUAUAUCAUGAAGUUAACUUGGAUCAGACAGUGAAGCAGUUCAUUACUUUUGUGCAGAAGGAUGUGCCUUCAAGAACAGGACUUCCUCCUCCUUUCAAAAAUUACAAGUAUGAUACAAUGAAGAUUAUUCACCAAGCACACAAAUCUAAGACUGGUGAACUUGUAGUGAGUUUGGACGAUGAUGACAAACUGAUUUUGAAAGAAGACAGUACACUGAAAGCAGCUGGAGUAGCAAAUGAGACCGAAUUGGCAUUCUUCUGUGAGGAAGAUUACAGAAACUACAAAGCUAAUCCUGUUUCGGCCUGGUGAAGAUCCCAAGAGAUUAUUUUGUUUUCCCAUACAUGUUGUAAAUUUUCCUUAUUUUGCUUAAUGAGAUUCUUCUUAAAGAUCAAUAAAUCCUAGAGGAUUGCUUUGCAAACAGUGCA